This is a messenger RNA of Cercospora beticola, 4438 nucleotides long. The record is from RefSeq and is a predicted model, not a curated record. Lineage: Eukaryota; Fungi; Ascomycota; Dothideomycetes; Mycosphaerellales; Mycosphaerellaceae.
CGACACAUCUUCCUGCGAGCUGUUGACCGGAGUACGCCCCAUUCCACGCCCGGCUGCAGUGCAUGAUCGCUGCUGCUUCUACUACAUACUGCUUCCCCACCGCACAGCGACAUCCGAGCCCAACGGCAGAAAACACGAGGGCGCUGGCAGCCCAAACGACGCCCGCAUCGAGAACAGCGGCACUUGCAAACCAGGGCCAACCCGGCCCAGAUUGGCGACUUCAGGCAUCAAGCCUUCCGCGCCAGAUCCACUCGCCCUCCGUCGACCGCGAGCACUUUCUGCAGCGCAGACCUUGCUCCGCGCCGCCGCCAGCGACUGCUGACCAAGGCCGUAACUGAGCCAGAGCCAGAGCCAGCAUCAGAGACCGCACGUCUGUCGCAGUUGGAAAGCCCAAGACCUCAGCCUACGCGGGAAGGCUCACACCCACCACCAACACCGUCUUCAAGCGAGCGCGACCGGGCUCCAUAUCCCUCCAGCUCCCGCGAGUCAAGCCCAUCGCCCAACUCACCAUGUCAUACAACCACCGCCCACCGUCGCCAGGCGGCCGCCGCCUUGCCAAUCCUGCGCGGGCAUCGGACAACACCUUGACCAGCGAUGGCUACUACACCCAACGACACAACUCAUACGCUUCGCCGCGCAACAGCACCGGCGUCAUACCCAUCUCGACACAAACCUUCAUCAACGUACCGCCGUCACAGACCUCCUCGACCAGUCGUCUGCAUUUGGACUCCUACUCGGGUCGACCCCGCCGCUCCUCCCACGCCGACCAGACCCGCGGCUCGACCAUCUCUUCGAGCACCUCGGCGUUGCCAUCGAGGACUCGUCCCAUUGUGCAGCAGGAAGUCGCACGUCCUGCCAGUCCGACCAAAGUCACCCCUCGUGACAUUUACAUCACCCCUGGCACCUCACAAGAACCACGCGUGUCGACCACGACUCACAAGAAACUCUACAGCGUCGACACCGAUGGUAGUGCCAAGCUAGUGGCUGAUGUCAACAUCCCCGCCAGUGGGGAGAGACAUCACAGACGCAAAGAGAGCACAGAGAGGAGUGGCUACAGGACGAGCGGAGUAGACCGAGAACGUGAAAGAGGCCGACGUGCAGCGACAUACCAUACAAACGGCAGCCACAACCGUCCGCGGGACAAGAGCAUUGACGACGAAGAUGCUUACUCGUACACGGACCCUGCGAGCAUGUACCGGGACACUGAGCCACGGUGGAGGGAGGUGCAGCGACCCAGACGUGGCAGUGUCGACCGCGGAGGUGCCACAAGCCGGGAACGUCCAGUGAGCAUGAUUGACCCGUCCUACGGACAACGGCAGCCUGCCAAGGAGAGCGGUGGACCCCCGCCAAGCACUCGCGGCUGGGACAAGAUCAAUGACAACUUUGGCCGGACCAACAGUGUUAGGGACACGCCGCGGACCGUUGCUCAGUCGCCGACUCGUGGUCGUCAUGCAGGUUAUGCAGAUUACGGAGACUCGAGCGACGCCAUUUAUACUGUGCCCAGAAAUGGUUCUGUCGAAGGACGCCGAACCACGAUCCACAAUUACGACAGCAACUACGACUAUACGAGAGAGCCUCGGGCAUCUUCGCGACGACACAGCGUGACACGUCGGCCAGAUCAGAGCGUCGAGCGGCGUGGCUUCGGCAUCAACCCGAACCUGCGAGAUGACAGCCAAACGAGGUAUGGCCGAGGAAGUGAUGAGAACUUCGAUCGACCAGGCUACCGCGAUUCUGGUUAUGCGGAGCCAGUGCGACGAGAAACUGCCCCGCAACCAUACACGUCCCAUCAUCACGACAAUACACGAUUCGAGCAGGAGAAGCGAGACCGCGAAUAUGCCCCUCGCAUGCAAGUUGAGGAGCGCGACAGGCCACGAGAGCGCGAUGGGAGGGAGCACGCCCCAAAGCCGCCUGCUCGACGAGAGGACGAGCGCGGUUACGACCGAGACUAUGAACGACGUGACCACGAGCAAAUGACUGAGCGCGAAAGGGAACGAGAACGUUUCAUGCAGCCUCCUCCAGACCGCAGAGAGGAUCGCAAGGAUGACCGGGAACGCCACCACGUCAGACGGGACACCGACCGUGAUCGAGACUAUGGUCGCAAGAAGGACAAGGAGGACUCUUCUCGCCAGGGCGGUGAAACGGUCUCUAAGCCGAGUCUCUCACAAGCUGCCACUGGCGGCCUUGCGGGAGCAGCUGCAGCCUUCGGCUUAACUGGUCUACUGAACAAGGUCGCCUCCGAUAAGCGCGACAAGGAUAAGGACCGGGAUGAUCCACGAAGCUAUGGCGAGAGAGAACGUGACCGGAGUCGCGAUCCUAGGGCCGAGCGUGACCGUGAGCGAGAGAGGGAUCGGACGGACCGCUACGACGACGAGCGGCCACGAUAUCGUGAUGAUCGUGACCGGAGAGAUGCAGCACGUGCCGCGAGCGACGAGGACACCUAUGGCCGGGACCGCGAGCGAGAUCGAGGUCAGAGAGAGAGUGACCGAGGCCUUGGGUUCGCUUUCGAAGCGCCACCUGAGCCACCGCGCACUGCUCCCCCGCCGACAAACGAGCGACAGCAAGGUCCCUACCCGCCGCCUGAUCGACCGAGCGGCGAGCGUCCUGCAGAAGGUAGUGACCGCCUGGCGCCUGCAGCGGUGCCAGAGCGCCCUGCGAGCAGACAAGCGGAUCGUAGCCAUACUCGACCAGAGACGGACCGCAUGCGAGAUUCGGACUCGGAAGGCAAACCUGCUCGCAGUGAAAUGCCAGCUCCUGCAGUUUCCGCUGAAGAGGACUACCGCCGCCGCAUGGAGCAAAUCCAACGAGAACUGGGUGUAGCACCCGCUCCCCAACGCGCGGAGGAUGUUGAUUCAGAUCGAGAACGUCGACGCAGAGACCGAGAACAACGGCAGCGCGAACGUGAACUCCGCAAUGGUGGCUCGCAAGCGCCUUACCCUGAUAGCAGUUCGACCAGCACUGCGGCGCCUCCACCGAGCGCAACGCGUCGAAGCUUCGAGAGAGACGACGAGUCCAACGUCGCAGCUUCCAACGCCUCCACUGUGCCAGACCUCAAUCGCAAGCCGAGCAUUCUUGACAGGCCUAUGAUGACGGACGAGCCAGUCCAGAUCAUCGACAACUCCCAAAGCGACAAGCGUGAGAACCGUGUUCGCAUUGUUGAUCCACCGACGGAACAAGAGGACAGGAAGCCAAAGGGAAUUCUCAAGAAGCCCACCGAGAAGUUUCCUGAAGAUAAUAACGCCAUACGCGAAGGUGUUGCACCGCUCAAGGAUGCUACCAAGAAAGGCAUUCCCCCCGGCGCUCGAUGGACCAAGAUCGAUCGUCGUCUCGUGAAUCCUGAAGCGCUGGAAGCAGCUCAGGAGAGAUUCGAAGAGCGUCUCGACUGCGUCAUUGUGCUACGUGUCUUGACCAAGGAGGAAAUUCAAAAACUCGCGGACAAGACGCGAGACAUCAGAGGUAAACACUACCAUUCUCAUUUCAACAACCCAAGAAAUACUGCAGAGCAUCAUGGAACCAGUCCAGACCAAUCCGCUGUGGAUGGGGCACAUGGAACUGAUCACUUCCAAAAGCCAGCAAGUCGGUCGGGAACACCGCCACAUCUCGAGCACUUGUACCAGCAGCUGGCUCUGAACCCGCCACCGCUGGCAGACUUCAUUGAUACCAGAGUGCACGCCAAACCAGAAGUGGCGCGCUCCGAUCGAGAAGCACACGGCGGGUCAGGGAGGCAUCGGGCUCACACGACGAGUGGAGCACGAGGUUAUGCAGAUUCUCGCGCCUAUUAACGACAUUCACUGACACGGCUUGCUCUUCUUCUAGACAAACGAUACGAAGAGGAACGACAGGAGAGGAAAGCUGCCGCACGAAAGAGUUCUCGUAAUCGUGACCGAUUCGAAAGAGACGAGUACGAGUACAGCGACAGCGAAGAUGAAUUCAAGGAGAAGGCUCCGCGAAUGCUGGAAGCACCCUCAACUGCCGGUGCUAGUGAAGCGGAUUUCAUCCGAGAGAAUCAGCGACGACACGAGCGAAAUCGAGACGCGGAGCCGAAUUAUAUGUCUGGAGGCCUUGGCGUGAGAGAUGAACGUCGACGAGAAGAGUCGCGCUCGCGGUACUGAGUCGUCCAACACUUUGAGGCGUACGAUUGAGAUGGCAUCUAGGACAAUCGGCGAAGGCGGCGGCGUUCACAAAUCUAGCAUAUACACGCCCUGCUGGUCAUGUGGAUAAGGCUUUGUUGCAGGGCGUGAAACAUGGAUUUUAUGAAGCAUUUCCGGAGUACAGCGAGCGAGCGAGCGAGCGAGCAAAUCCAUGCAUACGUGGGCACAAUGAGUGAGCAACAAGGUCUCCUCUUGUUUUGGAUGAUUGGUGGUUUGAGAAAUAGAAAUGCGACAGAUACCAAAGAUACCCCCCAGUCAUUUGAAAAUGCUAGUCAUUCGCUUGAUUCUGG